AUGAAUCGUCAAAUUAAUCUCCAAGAUGUAAUUCUGAAGGCUCAAUCUGCUGAUAAGUUUGUUCGUGAAAAUGCUGAGUCUUUUCUAUUGGAUAGUUGUGCUAAGGAUCCAGGUUCCGUGUUACUUUCAUUAAUGGACAUUGCAAAUAAUAGUGCUGCAGAUUUGGCGUCCAGACAAUUUUGCUUAGUGUCUAUUCGUAAGCUCAUUACGAUGUAUUGGAGUGCUGGGUUUGAGUCUUACUGCGGGCCGCCUGGUGUUAAUGAAGCAGCGAAAGAAAUAAUUAGGAAAUUACUUUUGGAUUUGGUACUUGGAGAUGGACAGGAUUCAAAGAUUGUAAAUAGUAGCUCAUAUUGCAUUGUGCAGAUUGCAGCGGUUGACUUCCCUGAUGAAUGGCCAAGUUUGUUGGUAAGAUUGUAUGAAUCGAUAGCUAACUAUCGCACAGUUAAUGCCCUUACGCUUCUGCAUGAGAUAUUUGAUGACGUGAUUUCAGACGAGAUGUUCUUUCAAAGCGAAGUUGGUUGGAAAACUAUUGAAUUGGUGGUCCAAAUACCGUUUGAUGACACUGCAUCGUUUGCGGCUAAGAGUGCGGCUAUGAAGUUGUACAACUCUUGCUUAAUGCAAUUGACCUCUCCAGAAGCACUUGAAGUGGAACAAAAUAGAAGAAAUAUUUCCAGGCAUAUUAAGGAGUCGGUUGGCUUUUUAGCACAGCUUUUGCAGAACAUUAUGAUGUGUGAGAAUUCAAUUGACAUACUUAUAUUUAAAACUCACAUUUACGAAAACUUAGUAUUGAUAAAGAACGACUUUCCCAAGAAAGUGUUUCCGACAAAUUUGAACCCUCAGCUUUUGUCUGUUGUUCUGAACGAUUUGCACCUUCUAGGAUCAUUCUACCUACAGGUGAUUAACUCUGGUAAAGAAGACGUUCUAUUUCAUGUAAAUAACUGCGCAAUAAAUAUGGUGAGUUUCUUAUCUGCGCUAGAUGAAUGUGAUCUCAACUUCGGGGACGCUAAUAUUUUGUUGGAGUCAUUAGUAAGGUUUUGCUCCUUACCGGAGGGUUUAAUGGGUGAGUGGAGUGAGAACUUCAAUACAUUUAUCUCCAAGGAAACAGGAAUUGCUAGCUCUUACACCAUUAGAGAUGAGAUAUGUCAGUACUUCUCUAACAUUGAUAAAAAUAACUUCCAGGUUUUCAUGAAACUUAUUAUUCAACAGUUGGACCAUUUGACUUCAAUGGACUGGGUUAGUCAAGAGGCACUAUUAUAUUUACUGCAGAGUUGUCAAUUUAGUAACGAAAAGUACGAUAUUAGUAACGAGGAGAUUAUAAACGUACUCAUCAAAUUUGACGCAGGCCUAAAUCAGUCUACUGAUAAUGUCUUCCUUUGGGCAAGAUAUUCACUUACUGUUGUAAAGUUCUUAGACAAGUUCAUGAAUGAUAUUGAAAAUAUCAAGCAGUAUGUGAAGGAGUUUAUAUUCAAAACAAUCGAUAUUGCAUAUACUACAAACAAUGAUAGUAUUAAGGCCAGUGCGCUAAUUUCGUUUUCGUACUAUUCAUCUUUUGUCGAUUUGGGUUCGGUGUUGGGCGUUGAAUCCUGCGAGAAACUGGAAAAGGCUAUUUUGAAGAUUAUCACUGAUAUGUACGAUGAUGUAGAGGAUGAUACUCCAGGCUUUAUGUUGGAAGUCCUAGCAGGUGUGAUAUCAUCUAAUCCAGAUAGUAAAGAGAAGGGCAUUAAGGCAUCUGCUUUACAGUUAGUAUUGAAGUUGGCGACUUCUGAUCCUUCUAACAUUCAGGUAAUUGUAGAAGCACAGCAAUGUGUGGAACAAUUACUGGAGGGUGUUAGUACGGAUGAUUAUAUCUACUAUGCCAGAAUGUGCUUCCCUGUACUUUUAUCCAUACUAAAAGGCGAUACUACCUACGGUUAUACAAGUACAGCACUUGUAUCGCUAGCACUAGAACUCUUGGCAGUCUUCACCAAAUUGAAACCAGUUGACGGAAACCUGCCGAAGUCAAUUGUCGACUUUAUAUUUGAACCUUUAUCAACUCUCAUCAUGAAUGUUGACGAUGAGGAAAUCUUGCAGGUCUCUACGGAAGCAUUUUCCUUUUUGAUUUCAAACUCUGAUGAACAAGAUAUCUCUGGUAACCUGCAACCUGUGAUAAAUAUUCUUGAGAGACUACUUUCAACAGAUAUCUCUUCAUCAGCUGCUUCUCAUGUAGGAUCGUUGCUUUUAGCCGUUUUUACAAAAUACGCAAACCAAAUCCAAGAAAUAAUGCCAAAAAUUUUGGAAGCAGCUGCUAGAAGGCUAAUUAGCAUGAAGAACAUAAGCUCGACAGAAAAUCUUCUGGUAGUUUUCUGUUACCUUGGGUCAAUGGAUCCGAAGCAAACUGUUGACUUCUUAGCUUCUUUGCCCUUGGAUAAUGAAGGGCACUCUGCAUUACAAUUAAUAAUGCCUAAAUGGCUCGAGUCUUUUGAAUUUAUCAGGGGUGAGAAAAAGAUAAAGGAAAAUAUUGUUGCCCUAUCCAAAAUAUUCUUUCUAGAUGACCCCCGCGUUGCAAGCAUCAUUGUUAAUGGAGAUCUAUUGCCCCACGAUAAUGACUUAAUAGUUACUAGGUCAAUGGCAAAAAAGAUGACCGACAAAUAUACGCAGAUAUCAGUACAUGAAAAGAUUGUCAAGCUGUUUGUAUCGGAAUUGUCAUUCCAGAAUAAACCGAGUAAGGCUUUUGACGAUUUAGCAGACCGAGUAAAAUUAGCUCCUGGAGAACACACGAAUCAGACUCCAAAGAACGAUGAAGAUGAUGAUGAGUGGGAGGAUAUGGACGAUAUUCUUGAUUACAACAAGCUUCAAGAGUAUAUUGGCGAUAGUGAUAUUGAUGAUGAUGAUGAUGAGCUUCCUGUAACCCAGGAAAUAAAGGAAACAGUACCAGAACUGUUAAAACAGUUCUUUAAAGACGCCAUAUCACAGAAUAUUAGUGACUUUUACAACAUUUACAAUCGCCUAAGUGAUAAAGAUAAGAAACUCUUGGCUGAAAUUGUAGUGUAA
Molecule: messenger RNA, 3030 nt
Organism: Eremothecium sinecaudum
Lineage: Eukaryota; Fungi; Ascomycota; Saccharomycetes; Saccharomycetales; Saccharomycetaceae
Gene: KAP114
Product: karyopherin KAP114
Exons: 1
Coding region: 1-3030 (1009 amino acids)
Biological process (GO): protein import into nucleus
Cellular component (GO): cytosol; nuclear envelope
Molecular function (GO): small GTPase binding
Source: RefSeq, a predicted model, not a curated record